AUGUAUUAUCGUUCACAUGUUGACCAUUUUCAACGACAGUACGGUCAAUUGUCACAUAGUCAAUUGGUGCAUAAAUUAAAAAAUUCAUCCUAUAUUACAAAACGUUUAAAACGUGAAAGAAUAACGUUGCAUGUUCAUCAUGGAUGUGUGAAUACUCUGUGCUGGAAUGAUCGAGGUACAGUAAUACUCAGUGGCAGUGAUGAUCAACAAUUAAUUGUCAUCGAUCCAUUCUCACAUACGAUUCGUAAAUGUAUCCAUAGUGGUCACAGAGAAAAUAUCUUUUCGGCAAAAUUUUUGCCAGAAACAAAUGAUUUAAGUGUUGUGUCGUGUUCAGGUGACGGACAAAUUUUCUAUACAGAUUUAACAAAUGCGUCAUCAUCAUCGACGACAAUGUGUUCCUCUAUACCGCCACAUCAUAAUCCAUCCCAGCCAACACGCGAAGGAUGCUUUAAUUGUCAUGGUUCGACGACAUGUUAUGAAAUUCGAGUUAUACCACAAACACCAAAUUUAUUUUUUUCAUGUUCAGAGGAUUGUACAGUAAGAUUAUUUGAUUUAAGAACAAAGUCAAAAUGUUUAAAACCAAAUUGUCAUGAUGAUAUACUUAUUCGAAGUAGAUGGGCCAUAACAUCAAUGGAUAUUAAUCCAUUCAAUUCAAAUGAGAUUGUCUGUGCUUGCUCGGAUUCAUCAAUUCGUAUAUAUGAUCAUCGAAAGUUAUCAGUAUCUAGUUUUUAUUCCGAAACCAAACAACAAUUAAGAUCAUGUGGGAAACAUAACGAGGGCAGUAUCAAUGGUCUCGUAGGACGAUUUUUACUUAAUGAACCAACCGAACCUAGUCCUCAUAGAAUUACCUCUGUUGUUUAUAAUCGUUAUGGUACAGAAAUAUUAGCAUCCUAUUCAUGUGAAGCAUUGUAUUUGGUUGAUCCAAAAAAUUUGACAGCACAAACGAAACAAAAGGAACAGUUGAACAUUCACCGACACGAAAAGAAACAACAAUGUAAUAAUAGAUCUUCAUCUACACUAAACACAAACUCUACGGAACAAUCAGCGCCAAAACAAGUGCAAACUACCACCAGAGAAACGCUAUCGACGCUGACAUCAUCCACUGAACAUCGGGGCGCUUCACAUUUUAAACGUUUGAGACUAAGGGGUGAUUGGUCUGAUACGGGUCCCGAAUCACGUCCCCAAAUAGAGAGCGAUAUUUUUGAAACAGACAGUGCACAGCAACAUGACGAACAAACAACAGAAGCAAAUAGCGAUGAGGGUAAUCUGCAACAACCACAAAGAAGGAAUUUGCAAAAUUAUUUUAUGCAGAGAAUGUCGGAUAUAUUGACUCAGCUCGUAUCACGAACGGCAGCAACCCAAGAAGAUGAUCAUUCUGCUUCUAAUCAAGAGACAAACAGCAAUAACAGUGAAGAAAUGGAAGUGAUUCAAAACACAGUAGAAACUUCAUCACACGAUGCUCAAUCAGUUUCAACCAAAAAUGACAAAACUGCCAAUGAAGAUCCGACAUUUUCGUCAAUCACCAACGAAUCCGACCGUUUAUCUGAAAACACUAGUCAAAUGGCAACAGUAAAAUCGACGGAAUCUAGAAGUGUUGAACUAAAUCAUUCUGAAAUACCCGAAAUUGCCGCUAACAACUCCUCACAAUCACAUCAUCAACAAUCAAGUGAACAUUCCAUAGCCAGUGGUCCAUUCUCCAAUCUCAAUGUUACUGCUGAUGAGCCAUCACCAAGUCUCAACACAAACAGCAGUGAACCAGUGGAAAAUGAAGAUGAAACAUCACGUGAAAGUUAUUCAGUUGUGUUUCAUGAAGAUGACUUUGAUGAAGAUGAAACUGAUGAAAAUGGCUCGGAUGAGGAUGAGGAUGAGGAUGAAGAUGAGGAUGACGAUGAACGAGAACGGAGUAGUCAGCAAGAAUCAACUGGUGGGGAAGCUACUGCUUCUGCCGCACAUCAACCACGCCGUCGUUCACGUCCAAAUAUGCUCGAAAAAUUCGAUCGUAUAAUGAAAAAACGUGACCUUGCCCGAAAAAAUGAGGAAGAUAUGUUAAAAGAUAUACCAAGCCCAACAUUAAUUAAUUCUUAUGAUGGUCAUCGAAAUGCACGAACAAUGAUUAAAGAAUGUAAUUUUUGGGGUGAUCGACAUGUCAUGUCAGGAUCAGAUUGUGGUCACAUAUUUAUUUGGGAUAAAAAUUCUAGUCGUAUCGUUCGAAUAAUUAAAGCUGAUGAUCAUGUUGUUAACUGCCUUCAGCCUCAUCCUCUCAACUAUCCUAUAUUAGCAUCAAGUGGAAUUGAUUAUAACAUCAAGUUAUGGUCACCAUUACUCGAACAUGCUGUUGACGAACAAGACAUUAUAAAUGAAAGAGUAAAACGUAAUUCACUGAUGUUGGAAGAAACAAGUUCAACCAUAACUGUGCCGGCAACAUUCAUGUUGAGGAUGUUAACAACUUUUUAUCGUUCAAGAAGGACUGAUGAUGAAUAA
Didymodactylos carnosus is the source of this 2481-nucleotide messenger RNA. The record is from the annotation of a GenBank genome assembly. NCBI's taxonomy places the organism in Eukaryota, Metazoa, Rotifera, Eurotatoria, Philodinida, Philodinidae.